UUUUAACAUGUCAGACUCCUAAAGUAAGACCUUCUAACAUUUCUGAAAUAACAUUUUUAAGUUUGCUCUUUUUGAGGUGCUGAAGGGAGUCAGGUAUAAGUGUGAGUGCACACAAUCCACACGAAACUCUUUUCAAAGAACACAAUAGCAGAACUAGUAGUGUUAGCAGAAAAAAAAAAAAAAAAAAGAAGCAAGCCACUCCUCUUCUCACUUACACAGGAAGCCCUGUGUGUGUGUGCUAAAAUCCCCAUUUCAUCCUGGAGACAGAUAGAGGCAGACAGCAAACGCAGGGCGACAACGAACUGAGAAAAUAACAGGAAAUUACAGACGCACAUGAAGUGUUUCUGAAACUUACUUGAGAAAACUGCUGGGAUUGGAGACGAUGGAGACGGAGAGAGCGAGAAAGGAGCCGACGCUUUCUGCUUUUCGAUGCUGAGACGACGUAAAAGUUUGAGGAGAGAGAGCUCGCACGUGGAAGGACCCGGGUUCCCUUACUCUUUAUUUGACGCCGCUGAUCAUGACUGGAUGGAAAAGGUGUAACCCCCACAGCCGCCCACAGAGAGGUGAAUCACAGCUGAUGAAAUCGUUGUUUCCAUCGGCAAGAUCUCUGGCCUGAAACGCUUCAACCCGAGACUAUCCUCUACUAACCCGAAAACCUGCAAACUAUCAGCGUUGGACACGAAGCUCCCCUGAAGUCGUCGUUCCUCUCGUCUGUGAAGCUGCUGAGAAGUUCCCGGGAAUACGGCUCGCUGCAUGGACUCCUUUCGCCACAACGGACGGCAUGGGAGCCCGGAUUGAACAUUCAUCAAACCAAAGGCAGCUUUUCUGAUACCAGCCUCCUGCAGACGUCCUCGUAUCUUUAAGAUGAAUAACAGCUCUGCUCCCCAGAGCAGCUGCCCUGGGGAAGUUACUCUGCACGAGUACCAGCACCACGUUUAUGCUGUGGUGUACAGCAUCAUCUUGGCACCCGGCUUGCUGGGUAACGUCCUUGCUCUGUGGGUGUUUAGGAUCUACGUACGGGAAACCAAGAGGGCUGUGAUAUUCAUGAUGAACCUCGCUGUGGCCGAUCUGCUUCAGGUGCUGUCGCUGCCUCUGCGGAUCUACUACUACUUGAACAACCACUGGCCCUUCGGUCACCCUCUCUGCUUGUUCAGCUUCUAUCUCAAGUACGUCAACAUGUACGCCUCCAUCUACUUCCUGGGGUGGAUCAGUGUGCGUCGCUGCCAGCUCACCGUGAACCCACUGAUGUACAAGACCAAGCAGAGAGGAGACAUUUUGAAAUGCGUAAUCGGCUGGCUGUUUGUCUGCGUGACCUGCAUAGCUUUCCCCAUGCUGAGGGAGAGUCCAAGGAACCCAGGGGAGUGUUUUUCAGAGCUGCCUACGAAAAAAAUCAACGUUUUAACAGCCUCAGUCCUGAUUACGUUUGCCGAACUGAUGGGCUUCAUCAUCCCCCUCAUCGUGGUGGUGUCCUGUUCAAUUUUGACAGUUUUAAGCCUCAAAGAGGUGACGACGGAGGGCGUUCAAGACUUUGGGGAGAAGCAGAGGGCACUGAAGAUGGUGCUGUGCUGCGCCGUAGUCUUCUUGCUGUGCUUUGCACCGUAUCACAUCACCCUGCCGCUGGACUUCCUGGUGAAAGCUGGCACUUUGAAGGACUGCGCCACCAGGAACACGAUUCAGAGGAGCCACAUCAUCACGCUCUGCCUCGCCAGCCUGAACUGCACCUUCGACCCGAUCAUGUACUACUUCACGAGCGACGAAUUCAGGAGGCGGCUAAGCAAGCCCGAAAUCCCGGACAAUUUUAAUUUGAGCAGACGGCUGUCCUGCUUAACCGCAAAGGAGGACGUAGAGCGAAACUAGGCCAUGGAGAGCCACACGUGCCACAAAUCGCUGCUUUUGCUACACGUCUGGCAAAAAAAAUUUCAAAAAAUGCCGGUUUAUGACUUAAGUCGCUGUAAAACACGGUGAAAAUCACAAACCGCUUGAUCGCUGUCACACGUAAAAAAGCACCAUUACAACAGUGUAGAAAAAGAGCCGCUUUGGCGGGAUUUCCAACGCAUUUUCCCAAGUCACAAACCGGCGUGUAUUUUUGUUUUUCAUUUUUUUAGCCAAAUGUGUAGUAAAAGUGCCGAUUUGUGUCCAUUCCGGGCUUCCGUAGAUGUCGCUGAGGAAGGCGGCGUCUUUACAACCACUAAUCCUCCAAAUAAAAUAUGAGCAUUCCUUUGGUGAAAAUAUAAGUUAUUUGUGAAUGUGAGAAACUAUACAUCAGAAAUGUGAAACCUAUUUAUAUGUAAUUAAAACAUGUUUUAGUUUUUA
Molecule: messenger RNA, 2313 nt
Organism: Xiphophorus hellerii (green swordtail)
Lineage: Eukaryota; Metazoa; Chordata; Actinopteri; Cyprinodontiformes; Poeciliidae
Gene: gpr174
Product: G protein-coupled receptor 174
Exons: 4
Coding region: 865-1857 (330 amino acids)
Biological process (GO): phospholipase C-activating G protein-coupled receptor signaling pathway; positive regulation of Rho protein signal transduction
Cellular component (GO): plasma membrane
Molecular function (GO): G protein-coupled receptor activity
Source: RefSeq, a predicted model, not a curated record